ACGUUUAUUAUGGGCAAAACCUGAAACUUCCCUCACGGACGGGGCAGUGGCAGCCUCUUGUCUUAGACAAAAGGAUACAAAAAGCAUUAAAUGCCGCCAUUAAUGUCUGCUCUCCAAUUUUUCUUCAUUCUUUGAUUUCUAUCUACCAAUUAAUUGAAGAUUGUUGAGAAGUCCAUGUCAUCCUUAUCAAUGUAAUAAAUCACAGUAAUUAACUAAGUCACACGAGGAUGAUAUGGUCAUAUCAUCCAAAAAUGGCAUUACAAUUCAGCAUCAUUCACAUUCAUAGUACAGUCACACGAUUUUUAUUGUUAGACAAUUGGACGAUAACUUUCUUGAAGUAGACUGUUAUUUACUCUUAUAAACUUUGGUUUGCUUUCAAUUAUCUCUCCAUUUUCUCUUUCUUCCCUUCAAGUCUCUCCCAUUUUUGUGCUGUUGGGAACUGUCGGUGAAGAAGGCUAGACAUGGCAGCAGAAGUUAGUAGUUCAUUGGUGAGAGUAUUGAGUGGACACAUGGAAGAACAGCCUCAGAUUCAUGCUGGGAAUUCUGAUAUAUUGAUUACAAAAGACUUGCUGGGAAGUUUGUCAAAAGCUGCUGCAACCAAAGAGAUAGAUCUUGAAUUUAAGCCAGGGAAAGUACAGACCCAAAGAUGCAGCUCAUCACCAAAGUCGCCAUUAUCAGCAUCAGCAUCUUCUUCUCCAGAUGGAAAGAACAAGAAUCAGUUACCAAAUUCGAUUCAAGAUUCCAAGCUUCAAGACUUGAACUUCCCCCCAAUUAACUUCUUUGAAGACGUGACUUCCCUGGACUUAAUGCUGCAGUCUUCAACUCCAAGCCGUUACCAAAGUGUCUGCACUCUUGACAAGGUCAAAUACGCCCUGGAAAGAGCAGAAAAAGAAACCAUGAAAAAACGUUCAUUAUCACCACCUUCAUUGCGUCCUGCAACAUCUUCAUCAACAGCAGGAGUGUUUGCAGCUGCCUGCCCUGGUUGCUUGCAAUAUGUGAUAGCUUCCAUGACAAAUCCUAGGUGCCCUCGCUGCAAUUCUUUUGUUCCAUCUGCCUUGGCAGUGAAGAAGCCUAGGAUUGAUCUCAAUGCAUCAUUUUAAUCCUUUUCUCUUUCUUUUCAAACAUUGGUUAGAUAUAAAUUGUAACUCUAUAACGCAACAUAGAGUCGCUUUCCCUUCCAGUCCUGCAAAUAUUUUGAUUCUUGUAAAUUGAAAAAUAUAGGUUUAGAUUUCUGGUUACUUUCAGCAUAGGGGAUCAUUGAUGAUGAUAUCACAUAUAUUUUCCUAGUUUAAUUUUAAGUGUAUUUGGGAAAUACAGAAUUUUAACACCUCAUGAUCUUAUUAUAUAUAUUACAUAUCUCACA
Molecule: messenger RNA, 1363 nt
Organism: Durio zibethinus
Lineage: Eukaryota; Viridiplantae; Streptophyta; Magnoliopsida; Malvales; Malvaceae
Source: RefSeq, a predicted model, not a curated record